AUGGAACAGGAAAAUGAGAAGCCCCUUCAGGAAGGGACCACUCCCUCUGUCCCAACCCAGACAGCAGACACUUCUGGGACUGUGGCGAAUGGAUGUGCCAACGAGGAAGAGUUAGCCAAAGACAUGGCCCAGAAGAUGUGUGACAAGGAAUCUGAAGAAGUGGGAGGGGCUGACAAUGAAAAUAGAGUAGAGGAGGCCCAGUCCAAGGCCAAGACAGAGAAUGAUGAGGAAGCCAAAUCUGAUCCCAAGAAGGAGGUUGAUGAAAAAGAGGAGAGCAAACCUGUACCCCAAGGAGAGGCAGAGGGGGGAAAAGAGGCUGAGUCUGAAUUGAAAAAAGAGGCUAAGGGGAAAAAGGAGGCCAAGUCCGAACCCAAAAAAGAGUCUGAUGGAAAAGAGGAGGCCAAGUCUGAAGCCAAAGAAGAGGCUCAUGGGAAAGAAGAGGCCAAGUCCGAAGCCAAAGAAGAGGCUCAUGGGAAAGAGAAGGCCAAGUCUGAAGCCAAAGAAGAGGCUCAUGGGAAAGAAGAGGCCAAGUCCGAAGCCAAAGAAGAGGCUCAUGGGAAAGAGGAGGCCAAGUCUGAAGCCAAAGAAGAGGCUGAUGAGAAACAGGAGGCCAAGUCUGAAGCCAAAGAAGAGGCUGAUGGGAAAGAAGAGGCCAAGUCUGAACCCAAAAAAGGGGAUGAUAGAGAAGAAAUCAAAUGUGACUCAACAGAGGAGGCGACAAAGGAGUCAGAGAAAGAAAAUAAUGAGACUUCCUGCUCAGAGUUGGAGGCAGAAACCAUUUCUGACACUCAGGUCACCCAGGAGGUAAGUGGUACAGAUGGAGAGCCAGGCAAUGGAGCUGAGAAGGAGCAAAGAGGAAGCUCAGAAGCAACUCCUAGCUCACCAGAGGAGUGGCCAGAGAGUCCCACAGGAGAAGGACAGCACCUCAGCCCAGAUACUACUGGUCCAGAGAGCCCAACAACCAGUGACUCGUCCCCCAGUGAUGUGCCCCAGAGUCCCACAGGCCCCGCUCCCUCAGAGGAGAGGACUGAGAAGCCGUCAGAACGCAGAGUCUCUGCUCCAACCCGACCCCGAGGUCCCAGGGCUCAGAACCGAAAAGCCAUCAUGGACAAGUUUGGGGGGGCAGCAACUGGCCCUGCCCCCCUGUUCCGGAACGCCAAGGCAGCAGGGGCAGCCGUGGGCGGCGUCAGGAACAUGCUGCUUGAGUGGUGUCGAGCCAUGACCCGGAAGUAUGAGCACGUGGACAUUCAGAACUUCUCCUCCAGCUGGAGCAGCGGAAUGGCCUUCUGUGCUCUCAUCCACAAAUUCUUCCCCGGCUUCGAUUAUGCUUCACUUGAUCCCAAGAAGCGCCGGGAGAACUUCACCCUGGCUUUCUCUACGGCUGAGAAUCUGGCUGACUGUGCCCAGCUGCUGGAAGUAGAUGACAUGGUCCGGCUGAGCGUCCCUGACUCCAAAUGUGUCUACACCUACAUCCAGGAGCUGUACCGCAGCCUUGUGCAAAAGGGACUGGUGAAAACCAAGAAGAAAUAAGGAGCACGAGCGCCCCCAGCAGGAGCAGCCCAGAAGGACACCUUGGUUGAUGCUGAGGGUUUCCUCUGGCUCUUCAGCAUCCCUGAGCUAUUGGGGAGGAGAGAGGCAGAAGGGGCAGCAGAGCCACAGCCUGGGCCUCUCAGAGUCCAUGCCCCAGCCUCCGAGCACACCCCACCCCACCCCCACCCCAGAA
Messenger RNA from Phascolarctos cinereus (koala), 1723 nucleotides. RefSeq names its product smoothelin like 1 (gene SMTNL1). Gene Ontology annotation, molecular function: protein binding. The record is from RefSeq and is a predicted model, not a curated record. Lineage: Eukaryota; Metazoa; Chordata; Mammalia; Diprotodontia; Phascolarctidae.